Molecule: messenger RNA, 3086 nt
Organism: Neodiprion fabricii
Lineage: Eukaryota; Metazoa; Arthropoda; Insecta; Hymenoptera; Diprionidae
Product: sodium/potassium-transporting ATPase subunit alpha-like
Exons: 1
Coding region: 1-3078 (1025 amino acids)
Biological process (GO): sodium ion export across plasma membrane; intracellular potassium ion homeostasis; proton transmembrane transport
Cellular component (GO): membrane
Molecular function (GO): ATP binding; ATP hydrolysis activity; P-type sodium:potassium-exchanging transporter activity
Source: RefSeq, a predicted model, not a curated record
AUGGCUCGGCGAGCUAAUAAUUUCUCAAUUACCAAUUUAGCAAGUGGGAGUACAAAGUCUGCCUUGCACAUACAAAGGAAGAGAUUAACGGAACAUGAAAUUGAAAAUUUACACCACGAACUGGAGACUGUUGAUCACACAAUAGACUUACAAAGGCUUUGCGAGAAAUACAAUACAAACAUAGAGUUUGGUUUAAAUAACGAAAGAGCUAAAAAUGUGUUAGAAAGAGAUGGUCCCAAUGCUAUCUCCCCACCAAAAAUAACGCCCGAAUAUAUUAAAUUCUUAAAAUGCAUGUGCGGCGGUUUUGCUACUUUAUUAUGGACAUGUGCAGCCCUGUGUUUCGUAUUAUACGCGCUUGAUACAGAUGAUGAUGGCAUACAGUGGUUCGGAGUGAUCAUUGUUGCUAUUUGCAUUAUAUCAGGUUUAUUCGCUUACUAUCAAGAGAGUAAGAAUUCGAAGAUUAUGGAUUCUUUUUCAAAGAUGGUUCCAACCUGUGCCCUGGUUAUCAGAGAAGGAGUGAUGCUUGAAGUACCUACAGAAGAAGUUGUUGUAGGUGAUUUGGUGAAAAUAAAACUUGGAGAUAAAGUUCCAGCUGAUAUUAGAAUUAUAGAUUGCGUAGGACUUAGAGUGGAAAACUCUAGCAUAACAGGAGAAAGCGAACCUCAGUCACGAUCUGACAAGCCAACUGACCGCAACCCUCUGGAAUCACAAAACGUAGCAUUCUUCUCAUCUUAUGCCGUCGCCGGUGAAGCAAGAGGUAUCGUUAUUGCUACUGGGGACCGUACAAUGAUUGGACGGUUGGCUGGCCUUACAACAAACCUCAAGAAGGUAGAAACACCUAUAGCCAAGGAAAUCAGACAUUUUGUACACAUAAUUACUGUUGUAGCUAUUAUUUCUGGUUUCUUAUUUUUUAUAUUAGCAUUACUUUUGGGUUACAAUCUUGUAAAGUCGUUUACCUAUUUGUUAGGCAUCGUCAUUGCUAAUGUACCAGAAGUGUUACUUGUAACAGUAACGACAAGUCUGACACUAACAGCUAAAAAAAUGGCAACAAAAAAUUGUUUGGUCAAAAAUUUGGAAGCAGUAGAAACUCUGGGAUCAACAUCAACCAUUUGCUCGGAUAAAACAGGAACUUUGACACAAAAUAAAAUGACUGUAUCCCAUUUGUGGUUUGCAAAUGAGACCCAUCAGAUUGUUGCGAAUCCAAAUUUAGGGGCGGAAAGAGAUCUUCUGCUCGAAAAACCAGCAUUCAACAUGCUCGUUAAGGCUGCUACUCUUUGCCUGCGCGCAGAGUUUAAAAUGAGGUUGACUCCAGAUGCUAUUGUACUGCCGAUUGACGACUGGGAAGUUAUAGGUGAUGCCUCAGAGACAGGCAUUCUCAAAUUUUGCGAGCACAUUCAUCACACUACAAAGUUUCGUACCCAAUUCCCUAAAGUAGCUGAAGUCCCGUUUGACUCGUCAACAAAAUUCCAAAUGUCUAUACAUAGAGAGGAGAAAGGUGGAUACAUAAUGAUACUGAAGGGAGCUCCAGAGAUAAUAAUAGAAUUAUGCAGUACGAUAUUGGAAAUUGGUGGAAGUUCUGGGGCAAUGAGUGGUACAGUCAAAUCAACUGUACGAAAAGCCUGCACUGAUCUAGGAUAUUUAGGAGAACGAGUUUUAGCCUACUGUGAUUUACAUCUACCAGAGAGCCAGUAUGGGCUUGACUUUGUAUUCAACACAAACGAUUCAAAGCAACAAAAUUAUCCGCACGAUGGUUACAGAUUUCUCGGAUUGAUCAGCUUGAUCGAUCCGCCUAGACCAACAGUUCCAGAUGCUGUAAGAAAAUGCCGAAGCGCUGGAAUUAAGGUAAUAAUGGUUACAGGUGAUCAUCCAGUCACGGCUAUGGCUAUUGCUAAAAAAGUUGGCAUAAUAGGAGAAGGUCAUGAAACGAAGUAUGAAGCUGCUAUGAUUCGCAAUAUAUCCAUCUCGCAGUUUGAGGGCGCAGAAAGUGUUGCCAUCGUGGUUACCGGUAAUGAACUCAGAAACAUGGAGACGCAUCAAUUGGACUUGCUCAUAAGGGACUAUGAGGAAAUUGUAUUUGCCCGUACAUCUCCUCAACAAAAAUUACUUAUCGUAGAAAGCUGUCAACGUUUGGGAGAGAUUGUUGCUGUCACUGGAGAUGGAGUAAACGAUUCGCCGGCUCUAAGAAAGGCUGAUAUUGGGAUUGCUAUGGGUAUCACUGGAUCGGAUGUGGCAAAGAACGCUGCUGACAUGAUACUAAUGGAUGAUAACUUUGCCUCUAUUGUGAUUGGAAUCGAAGAAGGCCGAUUAAUAUUUGACAAUUUGAAAAAAUCAAUUGCUUAUACAUUAACAUCAAGUGUUCCUGAAAUGCUGCCCCUGUUGAGUACAAUAGUAUUCGACAUACCACUUCCAUUUGUCAUUGAAAUGGUACUGUGUGUUGACAUAGGAACGGACUUAUUACCAGCGAUUGCACUAGCUUACGAAAAAGCCGAAUCUGAUAUAAUGCGUCGCGCACCGAGGAAUCCCCAGCGUGACAAACUGGUAAACAAGCGUUUGAUUUCUAUGACUUAUGGUCAAAUUGGUAUGAUACAAUCACUGGCGGGAUUUUACACUUAUUUUACUAUCCUUAGUUUUUACGGAUUUUUCCCCCGUGACUUAAUUGGAUUGCGAUCGCAAUGGGAAUCUCAGACUAUCAAUAAUUUGACAGAUUCAUUUGGCCAACAAUGGAAUUACCAAGACAGAAUGUCUCUACUACACACAGCACGUACUGGCUAUUUUAUUUCUAUAGUAAUAACUCAGAUGGUAGACUUAGUAAUAUGUAAAACACGUCGAAAUUCAAUUUUUCAACAAGGUAUGGGUAACUGGUUUUUGAACUUUUCAUUUUUCUUCGAGAUGGCUCUAACGGCAAUACUGUUAUAUGUACCUGGGACGGAGAUUAUAUUUCAGACAGUUAGUUUAGAUCCAAUUUGGUUCCUGCCAUGUUUACCUUUUGCGAUUUUGCUUUGGAUAUAUGACGAAUUACGAAGACUGUGUAUUCGUACGUGGCCAGGAGGUUUUGUUGAAACUGAAACGUACUAUUAACAUUGCGC